AUGGCGCAGCCCAUCCUGGGCCACGGGAGCCUGCGACCCGCCUCGGCCGCUGGCCUGGCCGCCCUGGAGCUCGACUCGUCGCUGGACCAGUACGUGCAGAUUCGCAUCUUCAAAAUCAUCGUGAUUGGGGACUCCAACGUGGGCAAGACCUGCCUGACCUUCCGCUUCUGCGGGGGCACCUUCCCGGACAAGACUGAAGCCACAAUCGGCGUGGACUUCAGGGAGAAGACAGUGGAAAUAGAGGGCGAGAAGAUCAAGGUUCAGGUGUGGGACACGGCGGGUCAGGAACGCUUCCGCAAGAGCAUGGUAGAACAUUACUACCGCAAUGUGCAUGCAGUGGUCUUUGUUUAUGAUGUCACCAAGAUGACAUCCUUCACCAACCUCAAAAUGUGGAUCCAAGAAUGUAAUGGGCAUGCUGUGCCCCCACUAGUCCCGAAAGUUCUUGUGGGCAACAAGUGUGACUUGAGGGAACAGAUCCAGGUACCAUCCAACCUAGCCCUGAAAUUUGCUGAUGCCCACAACAUGCUCUUGUUUGAGACAUCAGCCAAGGACCCCAAUGAGAGCCAGAACGUGGAGUCAAUUUUCAUGUGCCUGGCUUGCCGAUUGAAGGCCCAGAAAUCCCUGCUGUAUCGUGAUGCUGAGAGGCAGCAGGGGAAGGUGCAGAAACUGGAGUUCCCACAGGAAGCCAACAGUAAAACUUCCUGUCCCUGUUGAAACCAAAUGGUGUAAAUACAAGCUAAGUUAUCACUGGAGUUUUUUCUUUCCCUUUUUUCCGUGCCUGCAAUAAAGCUGACACCUGCUUGUUUCCAUACAAGUUGAUAUUAAAAUAAAAUUUGUAUAGAUUAUCACAUGCUUCAUGUCUUGCUUUCCUCCACGAAGACAUU
Molecule: messenger RNA, 884 nt
Organism: Loxodonta africana (African savanna elephant)
Lineage: Eukaryota; Metazoa; Chordata; Mammalia; Proboscidea; Elephantidae
Gene: RAB33A
Product: RAB33A, member RAS oncogene family
Exons: 2
Coding region: 1-714 (237 amino acids)
Biological process (GO): Rab protein signal transduction
Molecular function (GO): GTP binding; GTPase activity
Source: RefSeq, a predicted model, not a curated record